Messenger RNA from Heterotrigona itama, 2601 nucleotides. NCBI's taxonomy places the organism in Eukaryota, Metazoa, Arthropoda, Insecta, Hymenoptera, Apidae. The record is from the annotation of a GenBank genome assembly.
UGAUAAAUGACCAUGAGGGAAAUAUAUCUUCAUUAUUAUUAAUUGUUGCGUACCUACUGUUCGAGAGACGAUAAAAAAAAAUGUCUACAGAAAAUUAAGCGGCAAAAUGCAUCGUGCCAAAGAUACCUACCUGUACGGUGCUCUCGCGUACUACCUGUGAGACGGUCUCUCGUAAUUGAGCGGCCAUGCCCGGUUUACCCAGGCCACGGGUAAACUUUCUUUCGCUCAUCCUCGCCGAUGACACAUGGAUUUCAUCACCGUACACCAACAAGAACAAUCACGAUCAUCAUGUGUGCUCAUUACACUGGACAAUACUAACCGCUCGCUAUUGUUGCAGCCAUAUUUACGCGGCUUCUAAGCUCACGUCGUAGCAACGCAUGACAGUCCUCCCUACGCAGUUUACGUGAUAGUACAUCGCUGCAACUAUAUCCGUGUCGCGUGCUUAAAUUACGACGUGAGGUCAAACAUCUACCUACAGCAACGUUUGUAUAAUUUGGUAUCGUCUGCUGUAGAUACCAAGUGUGCAAAUUAAUUUUUACUUUUUUUGAACUUUUGAACAUUCAUUGAACAAAUCGAAUGUGAUCGAACGAUUACACAAAUUUUCAUGCAUAUUUGGUGCACUCGUCGCAUUAUGCUGUAAAUAGUUGUCGAAUAUAUUCAUUGAUUUUGAGACAUUUAAGUUCAAAAGAAAACUGGCUUGAUUCAAGGUGUUUCUCGUAUUAUAUUAUGGAUGACGAACUGGAAGACAAAAUUUUAUAUCAGACAUAUGUAUCAUACAUGAAGCUAGUUUCGAAGUUUGCAGUGGGUAUUCCCACAGGAUUAAAUGCUGGCAUAAAUACUCCUUUGGGCUAUUUUUGGAGGAUCAUGAGAGUUUAUGCAUUGAAACCAGAAGUACUAGUUUGUGGUGCAAUUUUGGCAGUAAUUCUAUUUUAUAUGCAAGCUGUUGAUGUAUGGAGCAGAUCAUUAUUAGGAAAAAUCCAAUAUACACUUGGUCGGACUACAUCAAAAGUAUCCAAGUUACAAUUUUUAGUUGACAAUUCUGUAAAUAAUGGGGUGAAACUUAGUUGGGAAUUAAAGCAAGGAUACAUUGCUGCAUAUGCUGUUCAAGGUCAUAGAGCAAAUAUGGAAGAUCGCUUUGUUGUAAAUGAAGAUAUGAAUAAUACAGGUGUAUCUUUAUUUGCGAUAUUUGAUGGACAUGGUGGAGAAUUUGCAGCAAAUUAUGCACGUGAUAAACUUGUUCCAAACAUUAAUAAAAAAGUAAUUGAAUUAAAAGAUAUGAUAGCUGGUAAAGCACCACAUAUGUCAGAAAACACGAAUAAGAAUGAAGAAACAGAAAAGAAAGAAGAAAAAAGUGAUACAGGACAUCUUGAACGCAAAAAAUCUUUUCGUAAAACUGUGAGCACAUCAUUGACAGAUGAUUGCAUGAAGAAAAAUGUUGGUGUAACUGAUCCAGAACUACUUGAUAAACUGGAUAGCUUGCCAAGACCAAUAACAAGAGAAAUUGAAGCUAUUUUUAACUUAUUCGGUAAAUGGAACAAAAUGCAUGCAGCAAACUGUAAUCAAUCUGUUUGCCUAGUAUAUUCUCGAAGCAGUGCUAUUCUGGAAGUCAUUCUAUCUGAUAGUGAUGGUAGUGAAGAUGAAUUGUGUUUUGCCCAGCAAAGAAAUCGGCUAUUAGUUAUACAACUUUCCUACAAAUCAGAGAGUGAUGAUGAAGAUCCAAUUAAUGUCCAAUCUUGGUCAAGUAUCAAUACUUCAUCAGCUGUACCUUCAGCAGUUGAUUUUUUUACUUAUAUGGUUGAAGAGUCAAAUCGUUAUUACGAUCAAAAUCGUGAAAAAUAUAAAAUGUCUGACAAAAUUUUAAAGUGGAAAUCUAUUACACUGUCGAAAAUAAAAAAGUUUCGUGAACUUAUAAUUCUAAUGGGACAAAAAAUGAUCCAGCUGAAGACAUACGAUCAGGCCCAUCUAACAUUAUUACCCCAAGGAUUCCAAAAUAUGAUCCUUUUAGAAGAUUAGGAGAUCUCAAGAAACACAAGAUUACAAAAAUAAUUGCAGGAGGAAAGAAAAAAUGUUCCUAGAGGCAGUGCAGAAUAUGCGCUGCAUUAAAAAAGAAAAGCUUGACCAGUUUCAUAUGCGAAUUUUGCGGUAUUCCAUUGCAUAAAAGCUCAUGUUUUGCACCACUCAUUAAAAAAAUAUUUAAUACCUAGUUUCAGAGUUUUUUGUUUUUAGUAAUAAUAAAUAAUAAAAACGAAUUUUUGGUCAUAAUUUAUUUUAUUGUCCUGAAAAUUUAUACUUCAUACCAUUUUAAAUAAUGUAAAUAUACAUAAAUAUUCGAAUUAAAUAAAUCUUCAAUCAGGGAAAUAAUAUCUUCAAUCAGGGACUGUGAAGAGUAAUCAUAUAAAAUUUCAUAAAAAAAUAUUGAUAAAUGCGAAAGUUAUAACCGAAUUCAUAGUUUACUUCCUUUUCCUGCAAAUUUACAAAAUAUUGCCGAUCGUCAAUGAAAAUUCUCUCACUUAAGCACCGGCCGGUUAAGUGUUAAAAUAGUAAAUAUAUAAAACAUUUUUUUUAUUUUAAUUAUAAGGUAAGACCAUGUAGAACAACGGA